AUGGCUGCACAUAUAUGGAGAUCAUGGGUCAAAGCACUUGAUGUGAAGCCACUGGAUUACAAUCUCAGGCUCACGUUUUCUGUCAACGUAAGAACAAGACUCGAAACCCUAAAACUAAGAAAAGGGUUUUACGGCAAUGUGGUAUGUUUGGCCUGUGCUAUGAGCAGUGUCGACAGUCUCAUUAACGACUCUCUCUCUAAGACAACACGUUUGGUUCAAGAGGCGAGACUUAGGGUUUCAGAGGAUUACUUGCAGUCUAUGGUGGAUUACGUUGAGGUAAAUAGGCCAAAGAAGUUAGAGUUCGGUGGGAAGCUAACGAUAACGCAGUGGACCCGGUUUGAAAUGUAUGAGACUGCGGAUUUUGGAUGGGGUAAACCGGUUUAUGCAGGACCAAUUGACUUGAGGCCUACGCCACAGGUUUGUGUGUUGUUGCCUCAAGGAGGAGUCGAAUCUGGCAACGACCAAAGCAUGGUCGUUUGCCUUUGCUUGCCUCCUUCUGCUGUUCAUAAUUUCACUCGGCUUCUAUCUUUAAAUGAUUGUACAUAA
Messenger RNA from Capsella rubella, 546 nucleotides. Its product is annotated as omega-hydroxypalmitate O-feruloyl transferase. The coding region runs from base 1 to 546 and encodes 181 amino acids. The record is from RefSeq and is a predicted model, not a curated record. Lineage: Eukaryota; Viridiplantae; Streptophyta; Magnoliopsida; Brassicales; Brassicaceae. Gene Ontology annotation, molecular function: acyltransferase activity, transferring groups other than amino-acyl groups. The transcript has a single exon.